CCUCCACCACCACCCCAUGUGCUUCCUGCCGGGCCAAGUUCGCGGAGCGCCGCCGCACGCCGGGCCAGCGGAGCGGAGCCGCAGCGGAGCGGGGCGCAGGGCAGCGGGCGCGGCUGCUGCGGGACGCGGCGGGGCAGGCUCGGCGGAGCGCCGGCUCCAGCCUCGGGGCGCGCUCGCCCGGCCCCGGGGGCCCCUGCCCGCCCGCACCAUGCCGCGGCGGCGCGGCUGCCUGCCGCCCCUCCUGUGCGCGCUGGCCGCCCUCAGCCUGCCGCUGCUGCUGGCGGCCGAGCCCCGCGCCAAAAGUUGCUCCGAAGUGCGGAGGCUCUACGCCGCCAAGGGCUUCAGCCAGAGCGAGGCGCCCAGCCACGAGAUCAACGGUGACCACUUGAAAGUCUGCUCGCAAGGCUACACAUGCUGCUCUCAGGAAAUGGAGGAGAAGUACAGUCAGCAGAGUAAACAGGACUUCAGAAACGCUGUCACAGACCUUAGCAAUCACCUACAAAACGUGUUUAGUUCCCGAUACAAGAAGUUUGAUGAGUUCUUCAAAGAGCUGCUGGAGAACGCUGAGAAGUCUCUGAAUGACAUGUUUGUGCGGACGUACGGCCGUCUGUACAUGCAGAACUCGGAACUGUUCAAGGACCUCUUCGUGGAGCUGAAGCGCUACUACGUGGGCGGCAACGUCAACCUGGAGGAGAUGCUCAACGAGUUCUGGGCGCGCUUGCUGGAGCGCAUGUUCCGGCUGGUCAACCCGCAGUACCACUUCACGGAUGAGUACCUGGAGUGUGUCAGCAAGUACACGGAGCAGCUGAAGCCCUUCGGGGAUGUACCGCGGAAGCUCAAGCUGCAAGUGACGCGAGCCUUCGUGGCCGCCCGCACCUUCGCGCAGGGCCUGGCCGUGGCCAGGGACGUCAUCAGCAAAGUGUCUGCGGUAAACCCCACGCCGCAGGGUACGCGAGCGCUGCUGAAAAUGAUGUACUGCCCACACUGCCGAGGCCUGGUGUCGGUGAAGCCCUGCUACAACUACUGCUUUAAUGUCAUGAGAGGCUGCUUGGCCAACCAAGGGGACCUGGAUGCAGAGUGGAAUAUCUUUAUGGAUUCGAUGCUGCUGGUAGCAGAGAGGCUGGAGGGACCUUUCAACAUUGAGUCUGUCAUGGAUCCCAUUGAUGUGAAAAUCUCAGAUGCAAUCAUGAAUAUGCAGGAGAACAGCAUGCAGGUGUCUCAGAAGGUUUUCCAGGGUUGUGGUCAGCCAAAAACUCUUGCCCAAGGCCGGACUGCUCGUUCUGUCUCUGAAAGUGGUUUCAGUGCUCGUUUCAGGCCCUACAACCCAGAGGAGCGACCAACAACAGCUGCUGGCACGAGCUUGGACCGACUGGUUACUGAUGUGAAAGAGAAGCUGAAACAAGCCAAAAAAUUUUGGUCGUCUCUCCCUGGCAACAUUUGCAAUGAUGAAAAGAUGUCUGUAGGCACUGUCAAUGAGAACGAAUGCUGGAAUGGGAGCGCCAAGAGCAGGUAUGACUUUGCAGUGACUGGAAAUGGCUUAGCAAGUCAGGUAAAUAACCCAGAGGUGGAAGUCGACAUUACCAAGCCAGACAUGGUGAUUCGCCGGCAAAUCAUGGCUCUGCGGGUGAUGACCAACAAGCUGAAGAAUGCUUACAGUGGGAAUGAUGUCGACUUCAUUGACAUAAGUGAGGAGAGCAGUGGGGAGGAGAGCGGCAGCGGCUGCGAGCUCCAGCAGUGCUCCCCAGAGUUCGAGUUCAACGCCACCGAGGUCACUGGGAGCUCCAACAAGAGUGACAAGACCGUGAACACUUCUGCUGCUACCAGAAGUGGUCUAUCACAAGCAGCCUUGCUCCUUAGUGUUUUGUUCUUGGCCAUGCAAAGACAAUGGAGAUAAUUGUGCAGCAUAGGGGGAGGGGAAAAGACUUUUAUUAUCAAAGGUAGAAGGCACCUGCUUUCUCUUUUAUACCAUCUAGAGACUUUGCUUUUUAAGUUAAUGGACAACAGUGUACAGUUUUUACUAUGUUGCCACUGGUUUUAAGAUACUGAUUUAUUCCCUUGCCAUCCUGGGAAUAACAGGAACGGGAAGUACCAGUCUACCCUGUUCACCAAGAAUCUAUGUUAGAGGGGAUAACAAAAAUGUAUAUACAAGCCUGUAGUUAGCUCUGCAUUUGUGUCUUUAUCACUACUUUUUUUGUUGUUUUUUCUUUUACUGUAUUUCUUAUGAAAACAAAAAUCCCAGGAUCUUCUCUUGGCCUGUAACAAGUCUGUGUUUCUGAAAUGAGAAAUAUCUGUACAGAAGCAGGUUUUAUUUAUCAUGUUAUCUUCUGAGGAAAAAAUAAUUGCCCAACAAGCAGAAAAUGUUUCAUGUAGUUAACUUCCCAUUUAUCCACAUUAUGUUAGUUGCCUUAUCUGGAGAGAAGUGGAAGUCAUUUGUCUUUAUUAUACGGUAAAACAGGAGGUGAAGGCAGAACUGGUCAUUGUGCCAAGGGCUCCAUUUGCAUAGGGCAUCAUUGCUAGGAGCAGGUUGUGCUUGCUUUACAGGAGGUUUUGUUAAAUUGGAAGGGACUACAGAGAAUUCCCAUUCUGCAGACCCUGAAAAGAGUUGUCAUUUGUUCCUCGGGAUCCUUGCAAUUAGCUGUAACUCCUGUGGGUCAGUUCCCAACGUGCAUCCUCCAUGGGAAUGAGGCAUUAAACUUGUUCAGUUGGAAACAAUUUGUUGUCUCGCAGAUCCAAAUGCCAACAUGUAUCUUGUCUGCACGUUUGUUAGGUGAAUGGAUUGAUUUUUUAACAGUUUUGGUUCUGGUUUUAAAGAAUCCUGUGUGGGAGGGCAGGUGGGGAGAGGUUGGGUUUGUUUUUGCGAGAGUUUUGUUUCCUCUCUCAUGGGGGCGAAAGAGAAGGAGCAGGCACUGUUGCAGGUACAUGGAAGCAGGAGCUGGUUGGGGCUGAAUAUGGCUCAUUUUGGGUGUGUUUGGUCUCCUGGGAGCUGAUGCCCACCACCUGUAGCUUUUUGGCACUACCUGGGACACCCUUCUCUCUCUGCUUGUGCUGUUUAAGUUGGAACAAUGUUGUGGUGAACAACAACUCAUGAAUAAAAGAAAUGUAUAUUUUUAAGAAAA
Molecule: messenger RNA, 3116 nt
Organism: Prinia subflava (tawny-flanked prinia)
Lineage: Eukaryota; Metazoa; Chordata; Aves; Passeriformes; Cisticolidae
Gene: GPC4
Product: glypican 4
Exons: 9
Coding region: 17-1894 (625 amino acids)
Biological process (GO): regulation of neurotransmitter receptor localization to postsynaptic specialization membrane; cell migration; regulation of presynapse assembly
Cellular component (GO): plasma membrane; cell surface; synapse
Source: RefSeq, a predicted model, not a curated record